CGCCAUAUGUUAGGGCCUUCGCUUUCUCAGGGUCUCCCUGUGACCGGUUCUUCUAUCUUGCCUCGCUGAGGGCCGAUCCUAGCGAGAGGAUGUUAACCCCAGCAUUUCGCCUGUCUCGGGACGGGGUCUGUGGUUAGAGACAAGGCUGACAGGACGCAGCGAUCCUAGAAAUCGGACCAGAAACCGCUCAGGAACGCGCCCCUUAACUUGCAAACCCCAUCUCCCAGACGCCCUAGCUCACCCCCGGAAGUGGCCGAGCCUAUAAAAGCUCAGUUAGCGCCCUCUGUAGCGGAUCCCGUGGUCUGCAGACUGGCUGGAAAGUCAAUUCUCGGAAGUCCAGGAGGAGCCUAGGGAGUGGCAGCUCCCGCUGACCGGCGGGUCGCAGAGACCUGCCCCCAAGGUGUCCCACUGUGUGGCUAAGGGUGCGAUAGAACCCGGGCUGGGAGAGCCGGGUUAUGGGGUCCAGUGGUGGUUCUUCCGCUUCCUUGCUUCGCUCUGUCUUACCUCGGCGUUCAGCCUAUUUUUCCUCGUAAGAAUUGGACACUUUUCCGUGCCCCUUCCGUACCGCAGGUGGUGUUUGUAGAGGCUCCCACGCUUUUCAUCUAAGACUUGCUAGAACCAUCCUGUCUAAAGGAGCCACCGUCAUACCCCCCUUGCACUUGGAAUAGAUCUGACUGUCCGAAGGACGAAGGACCGGUUUGUGAGCACUUGUGCCAAGGUGGACUUUAUUCACACUCCUGAGUGGAGUAUUGCUUGUCACUCACUCCUGAGUUCUGCCGUUUGGAGGGGCUGCCUUUGGAAAUGAGUUCUGGGAACUGAACACAGGAACUGGGUGCCUGUACCAGGCUUGCCAUUUGCCUGACCGAGUUACUCUUCUUUGGAUCCCAGCGCUGCAGUACUUGUGAAUUGUUCCUGUGAAGACCAGAAGUAGGUACUUGGUCCCAUGGAGCUGUGAGCUGAUGUAGGUGCUGGGAACUCAGCUGUGGUGUGCUGCAAGACCAAGGACAAGCCUUGCAGUGUUAGGUGUCUUCCUCGGGCGCUCCGACUGUGACAGUCACAGAGACCAGGCCACUCUUCUGAGAGCCGUCAGCGGACUAAAGGAGUUCUUGAUGAGAAUGGCUUCAGGAUGGUUUUACCUGUCCUGCAUGGUGCUGGGAUCCCUGGGAUCGAUGUGCAUCCUCUUCACUACCUAUUGGAUGCAGUACUGGCGCGGUGGCUUUGCCUGGGAUGGUACUGUGCACAUGUUUAACUGGCACCCAGUGCUCAUGGUUUCCGGCAUGGUGGUGCUCUAUGGAGCUGCCUCACUGGUGUACCGCCUGCCUUCAUCGUGGGUGGGGCCCAAGCUGCCCUGGAAAGUUCUCCAUGCAGCACUGCACCUGCUGGCCUUCACCUGCACUGUGGUGGGGCUGGUUGCCGUCUUUCGGUUCCACAACCAUUCGAGAAUCGCACAUCUCUACUCCCUGCACAGCUGGCUGGGUAUCACCACUGUAGUCCUCUUUGCCUGCCAGUGGUUCCUGGGCUUUGCUGUCUUUCUCCUGCCCUGGGCAUCCCAGUGGCUGCGAAGUUUCCUGAAACCUGUGCAUGUAUUCUUCGGAGCCUGCAUCCUUUCCCUGUCCAUCACAUCUGUUAUUUCGGGCAUCAAUGAGAAGCUUUUCUUUGUUUUGAAAAAUUCCACCAAGCCCUACUCCAGCCUGCCUGGUGAGGCUGUCUUUGCCAACAGCACAGGGCUCUUGGUGGUGGCUUUUGGCUUGCUGGUUCUCUAUGUUCUUCUGGCUUCAUCAUGGAAGCGUCCAGAUCCAGGAGCUCUGACUGAUAGGCAGCCCCUGUUGCAUGACAGGGAAUGAAGCGGGCAGGGGCUCCUGGGAACGGUCAGCGAUGCGGUCUCUGCUCCCACAGAAGCUCUGCUGUACUGGGGCUCCUGGCUGGUUUCAGCAACAGACUUCUCUUGGGCCAGAGACCAACCUUGCUACUCCGGUUGCAGGCUCUUGCUGUCCAGCCACUAGCUGUUCCUCUGCUUUUCUUGUGACUUUGGCUUGUUGCCAUUUUUUUCUGGUCCUCCAUUUGCACAAGGACCUUCUUGCUUUGGUCACACAUGUCUCUUCUGCUGGCUGCAGAUUUUGGGCUGCUUUCCUUACCAGUCCUAGGGAUGUGGUAGAAGCCAAAGCUGGGGUUCAAAUGCAGUCUACACGUGUAAAUAGUCUGCUCUCUGUGGGAGCAUUUGUCUCAGUUAGGUAUGCUUCCUCCCCCUCUGCUCUGUCCUGGAUGUGUAUUUGGGUGGGCAGUUGCAUUGAGGGGAAACUCAUGGGACAGUGGCAGCUGGAGAAGCCUUUGCCGAAAAGUCAGGUGCCUGAUACUCUGCUCUUUCCCCUUUGAUGUGCUGUAUUGUGUGGAUUGUGACCAUGUGAUUCCCCCUCUUCUAGUUGCUGCUCCAGCUGCUUCCUGGAUCCCGCCCUUUCCCUGUGACUUACAUGCCUGUUCCCCUCAGGUAGCACCACGAGCCCUGUUAAACAGUUCUCCCAAGAACAGAUGUCCUGUCCCUAGAGUCCCAGUGAUAUGUCAGAGGUUUCUUUGGCCUUCCUUUCUGUCCCUUUGUGGGUAUGGGCUUUCCUGCCUCCUCUAGUUAUGCUCUCCCCUGACAGGGCCCCAGCCCACUAUGAAAUUGAAACCAGCAUUAUGAAGCAAUUUGCUGGGCAGAGUUCUGGGAGCCAUUCACUGCUGCUGCCUUCAGAGAUGUUCCUUCUUGAGUAGUGGGUGCUUCUGUUCCCCCCAAAGGUCACUUAGCUACCCUCCAUGCUAUACCAGAAUGUGAGCUUUGCUCUUCUGAAUAGAAACUGGGUAGAGAGGGAGGAGUCUUGCCCAACUCCUUUGUGUUAGCCUGCAGCACUUCAUGCCUUCAUAGACAAGCCCUGCCAGGUCCCUCAGCAGGCAGGUAGGAAGAGUUGGGUUCCUGAGCUCUCUGCAGAUAGUGGCCAGGCUGCCAGAAGCUGGGAGGAGGGCUGGCAUGGAUUGGCUGACUAAAUGAAGCCUGAACACAUUGGGAUGAUUCUUGGCACCCACAUGAUCAUCUUCCUGGUUCACUCAUGAGUGGGUAUUUACUUCAUGAAUCUUAUUUUUAUUAAAUGUUUUUAAACAUCAGAGGUCUCUUUUGUUCAGACUGUUUUUUAAAAAUAAUUUU
Mus pahari (shrew mouse) is the source of this 3175-nucleotide messenger RNA. RefSeq names its product cytochrome b ascorbate-dependent protein 3. Bases 1110 to 1844 code for a protein of 244 amino acids. The transcript has 8 exons. The record is from RefSeq and is a predicted model, not a curated record. Gene Ontology annotation, cellular component: lysosomal membrane. Lineage: Eukaryota; Metazoa; Chordata; Mammalia; Rodentia; Muridae. Gene Ontology annotation, molecular function: oxidoreductase activity.